CACAUCUUGGCAGCACACACCAACACAGUUCUGCCUGCAUAUAAACACAGAAAGAAUGCAGACAGCAGAGGAACGCUGCACAGUUAAAGCUGGUCUCUGAAAGCGACACAACACAAAAAUGAUACUGUUGUUGAGAGCUUUGUUGAUGCUGGGCCUGGCCGCACUGAUGCACGCCACCAGAAAAGGUCAGACCAUCUCGGUAAAGUUGGGGAAUGGAACUGGACUGAAGGGAAAGACUGUAAGACUGUUCCUGGAUCCCUCAAUUCAGUCUCAGAUUGCGAGAACGUCAGCCUCAUCCAUCGCCAACAUGUCUCUGUCGCCGUGGACGUACAGCGAUACUUAUGUGGCAUCUCGGUUGCCCAGGAGAAUCUCUCAGGCUCAGUGCCUGACCACUGGCUGUCUGAGCCUGCAGGGAGGAGGUGAGGAUGCCUCCCUGGAGGCUAAACCUAUCUACUACCAGGUGCUGGUCCUCCACAGAGUUCCAAGGCGAAGAACCAAAGGGGGGAGGAAAGCAAAGAGGUACGACCUCAGACUGGGGAUGGAGGUGAUCUCAGUGGGCUGUACCUGUGUGAGGCCCAGUGUCAUACCACAGCAGUAACACACAGGAGACCUCUGACCUUAGCACUUCUUUCCGCAUCCUGCAAAUGUUGUUUUCACCAUUUUCUAACUUAAACCUGGUAAUAUUUAUAACUGGUUCAAAUGCCUAUCGAAUGUGAAAGACUAUAUUGAUUUAUACCUGCCUUUGCUAUGUUAGCUGUUAGCUUGCCAGCUGCAGUAGUUACCAACAAGCCACGUGUGUUGUUCCUGUGUCACAAAGCCUUUAACACCAUGUAUUUCAUGAUAUGCAAAUGGAUAUUGCUGUGCUGGUUACCACAGUGUGGCCAGGCUUUUAACAUGUUGGCGACUUAAUGCACUGACAGUAUCAAAGAACUGCAAAGAGCCGCGUUUCUCUCUGUCCCCUAAUGGUAAAAAAUUGCUUUAUGCAGCUUGAAUCCAGCAGACAACUGAGUCUUGAAAGAAGUGUUGCUGAAAUAUAUAUUUGUGCUUGCUAAUAUGUGGUAAUAUACAUUUUUGUGGGUGUGCAUAAUUUUUAUAUUCAUAUUUUAUUUCUCUGAUGUUUCAUGGCUGUUUUAAUUUACAUUUUAUCGUUCUUAUUUUAUUGUAAACAAUAUCAAAAGGUUUUAUUAAAGUUUUUUUUA
Molecule: messenger RNA, 1199 nt
Organism: Toxotes jaculatrix (banded archerfish)
Lineage: Eukaryota; Metazoa; Chordata; Actinopteri; Toxotidae
Gene: il17a/f3
Product: interleukin 17a/f3
Exons: 4
Coding region: 119-598 (159 amino acids)
Biological process (GO): inflammatory response
Cellular component (GO): extracellular region
Molecular function (GO): cytokine activity
Source: RefSeq, a predicted model, not a curated record